UACAUUAACUAACUACUAACAACUAGCCCUACCGUUGCAUUUGUUUUGCUGCUCAACUCAAUUUCUCAACCGGAACCCUGAAUCACGUUCCGGUACCAGAUGACAGAGAAUGACAAAGCUUUGAAGGAUUGCGAACGCAUGAUUCACAAGAGUCUCAAGUCUCCAAUCGUGAAAUUCUUGAGGGAACACUUGGAUAAAUCCGGUUGUCCUGUUCAAGACAAUUUCUUCAAAGCUAUUCACUGUGACAAGCUUCAAGCCAGCGGUUACAUUCCCGGUGAAGGGAUAGCUGUGUGUGGAAAUCGAACACAGAUGCAAGACGAGGUUACACAGGCUAUAACUCAUGAACUAAUUCAUGCAUUUGAUGACUGUCGAGGCGCAAACUUGGAUUGGACUGAUUGUGCUCACCAUGCUUGUAGUGAGAUAAGGGCUGCUCAUCUAAGUGGCGAUUGUCAUUUCAAACGGGAACUUCUACGAGGAUUUUUGACUGUGCGAGCGCACGAACAAGAAUGCGUCAAAAGAAGAGUUUUGACAUCAUUGUCUUCAAAUUCGUUUUGCUCUGGUUCAACUGCCAAGGAUUCUAUGGAAGCUGUAUGGGAUGUAUGUUAUAAUGAUACAGCACCUUUCGAUAGAGCUCCUUAGAAAUAGCAUUGUUGUUUCCAGUUUAUGGCAUAGCAACCAUUAUUUCCAUUCUUUGCCUCAAGGGACCACAAAUGUAAUUCAAAUUAAAGAAACGAUGAGUUAUUUAUUUUUAGCUGAGAUCUAUUUAUCUGUUGCAAAUUGUUACUUGAUCUGGAAACUUUUUCUUCUCA
Messenger RNA from Vicia villosa (hairy vetch), 809 nucleotides. Its product is annotated as mitochondrial inner membrane protease ATP23-like. NCBI's taxonomy places the organism in Eukaryota, Viridiplantae, Streptophyta, Magnoliopsida, Fabales, Fabaceae. The record is from RefSeq and is a predicted model, not a curated record. Gene Ontology annotation, cellular component: extrinsic component of mitochondrial inner membrane. Gene Ontology annotation, molecular function: metalloendopeptidase activity. The transcript has 5 exons. Bases 100 to 639 code for a protein of 179 amino acids. Gene Ontology annotation, biological process: mitochondrial proton-transporting ATP synthase complex assembly; mitochondrial protein processing.